Molecule: messenger RNA, 1374 nt
Organism: Penicillium longicatenatum
Lineage: Eukaryota; Fungi; Ascomycota; Eurotiomycetes; Eurotiales; Aspergillaceae
Product: acid phosphatase PHOa
Exons: 4
Coding region: 1-1374 (457 amino acids)
Biological process (GO): phospholipid catabolic process
Molecular function (GO): hydrolase activity, acting on ester bonds
Source: RefSeq, a predicted model, not a curated record
AUGAAAUUGGUCUUCUCGACCCUGCUGGCUACGGCCACUGUGGUUCUCGCCGGCCUGGCAACCAUUUCUGAGCCUGCCCUUUCCGAUAUUGCGAAAGCCCAGGCAACAACUCUGCCCGAGGUCACGAACUCCAACGUACAGGGUCUUGUCUUCAACCGAUUCUUCCAGGUUUGGUUGGAGAACAUUGACUACGAGGACUCGGCCGCGGACAAGAGCCAGGAGUGGCUCGCCUCGCAGGGUAUUUUGCUUACCAACUUCUUCGCUGUUGCCCAUCCUUCGCAACCCAACUACUGCGCUUCAGCUGGUGGUGACACUUUUGGCAUGGACCACGACAACUUCUGCCAGGUCCCUGCCAAUGUUUCCACCAUUGCUGACUUGCUUGACACCAAGUCCGUCUCAUGGGCCGAGUAUCAGGAGCAUAUGCCCUACCCUGGCUUCCAGGGGUUCAACUAUUCGAACCAGCAGACCUACUUGCCGGACUAUGUUCGCAAGCACAACCCACUAGUUCUCUACGACUCUGUCGCUUCAAACGAUACGCGUAUCCGUCAGAUCAAAAACUUUACCGACUUUGACAAUGAUCUCAAGAACAAGAAGCUUCCACAGUAUGCAUUCGUCACACCAAACAUGACCAAUGAUGCGCACGAUACCAACAUUACCUUUGGUGGGUCAUGGGAGCGAAAGUGGAUGGAGCCUCUGUUGAAGAACGACUACUUCAUGGAGAAGACUGUCAUCCUUCUCACAUUCGAUGAGGACAAGGCCGUCAACAACUUUUAUCCCAAGAACAACCGUAUCUUCAGUGUUCUGGUCGGUGGUGCCAUCCCAGACCAUCUCAAAGGCACGAAAGAUGAUACUUUCUACACCCAUUACUCCACAAUUGCUUCCUUGUCUGCGAAUUGGGGUCUUCCUUCUCUGGGUCGCUGGGACUGUGGAGCCAAUAUAUUUGAGCUGGUGGCCAACAAGACCGGCUAUGUUAAUUACGAUGUCACCAUCGACCGUCUGCAUCUUAACAAUACCUACCCUGGUCCCCUUUCGGCCAACGUUUACUCCAAAUUCUCGGCUGACUGGCCUAACCCCACCACUGAGGGCAACUGCUCAGCUGGCCAUGGUAUCUUGGACCAUGUCAAGAAGACCUACAAUGGGACCAAACCCAGUCACAACUACACCUUCCCCUUCCCGUGGGAUGAAAAGACGAGCUACAAUGUCAAUGUCACCGCCACCCGCAUGUUGAACGGCAAGACAGUCAACUUGACUUCUUCCAAUGAUUCGACUUCGGGCAGUGGCUCCAAAAAGAACGGGGUGGCUGGUACUGUGGUUUUCUCCGGCUCAAUUACUCUUGCCGGAGCCCUUAUGGCUGCCUUUGCCUGCUUUAUGUAG